AUGGGGGGACUGGGAAUUCUGGGGGGACCGGGCAGUGUGGGGAGGCCGUCCAUCAUCCUCGGCGGUCCUGGGGUCAUCUUGGAAGGAGAGCUAAUUGAUUUGUCUCGUCAUUCAAUCACAGAUAUCAGCAAUCAGAAGACUCGCUAUUAUGUCCUCUACAUUAAACCCAGCCGAGUUCAUCGGAGAAAGUUUGAUGCAAAGGGAAAUGAAAUUGAGCCCAACUUCAGUGACACCAAAAAAGUCAACACUGGCUUUCUUAUGUCAUCCUACAAGGUUGAGGCUAAAGGUGAGACUGACAAACUCUCUGUUGAAGAACUAAAAGCAUCAGUUGAAAAGGGUGAUCUGGUGAAAAUUACUGGGAAACACACACCUACCCAGACAAUAGCAUUCUGGAUUUCAGAGGAAGAAAUGUUGAAGACAGAGCUUGAUGAAGGGCAACAUGUCCGUUUAAAAACAAAAGGAGAUGGCCCUUUCAUAUUUUCUUUUGUCAAGCUGGACUCUGGCGCAGUCACUAAAUGUAACUUUGCUGGAGAUGAAAAAGCUGGAGCUUCGUGGACUGACAAGAUAAUGGCCAACAAGUCCAGUAGUGCAGGUGGAAGCGAACCUUUACGACAUGGGGAUGGUGCAGAUGAAGAUGAAUGGAUGAAGAUGAGGCUCAACAGUGUUCAGAAGCCAUGA
Molecule: messenger RNA, 678 nt
Organism: Polypterus senegalus (gray bichir)
Lineage: Eukaryota; Metazoa; Chordata; Cladistia; Polypteriformes; Polypteridae
Gene: arpin
Product: actin related protein 2/3 complex inhibitor
Exons: 7
Coding region: 1-678 (225 amino acids)
Biological process (GO): negative regulation of actin nucleation
Source: RefSeq, a predicted model, not a curated record